Messenger RNA from Bolinopsis microptera, 1272 nucleotides. Its product is annotated as very long chain fatty acid elongase 6-like. Gene Ontology annotation, molecular function: fatty acid elongase activity. Lineage: Eukaryota; Metazoa; Ctenophora; Tentaculata; Lobata; Bolinopsidae. The coding region runs from base 129 to 971 and encodes 280 amino acids. The record is from RefSeq and is a predicted model, not a curated record. The transcript has a single exon. Gene Ontology annotation, cellular component: endoplasmic reticulum membrane. Gene Ontology annotation, biological process: sphingolipid biosynthetic process; fatty acid elongation, polyunsaturated fatty acid; very long-chain fatty acid biosynthetic process.
AGAUGCAGUACUAUUCAAAUCUUAUGAUAUCGCAGUUAUUUCUUCACAUUGUCAAAUUACGUCGUACACCGUGCGAGCUGUUUGGUCGCAAUUAAUCUCGGAACACUCGUAUAACUAAGGACUUCAAGAUGAUGCGUAACCUCCUACCACCCGGAGCCAGUACCAGGUACGCUCCCAUACUAUUUGAGAAGUACCUGGACGUCCCCAAAGUUAAUGCUCUCUCCCAGUUCUUCUCGGACCACGUAGAAAAGGUGUACUGGAUAUGCGCAGCGUACGUUAUCACAAUCCACGCAGUAAAACACUUCAUGAAGGACAAAGAAGCGCUGAAACUGAAGAAUCUGCUGAUAACGUGGAACGCGAUCCUGGCUGUGUUCAGUAUCUGGGGAACGUGCCGGGUAUCACAUCAACUGUUCACGGGGAUCAUGUCACGUGGUGUGGACGGCUACUUCCAGUGUGGCUACCGGGAGACGGAUAUCUUGGUGGGGUUCUGGAAACGACUCUUUGGUCUGAGCAAGAUCAUAGAGUUGGGGGACACCCUGUUCAUAGUGUUUAGGAAAUCUAAACUGUCCUUUUUACACUGGUAUCACCAUGUCACCGUGUUGCUAUACUCUUACCCUGUUGCUGAAUACUCCGCACGGACAGGCGCCAUCACAAAUGUGGGAAACUGGUUCUCCGGUGUGAACUUCGCAGUGCACUCCAUCAUGUACACCUACUACACAAUGCGGGCGGCUGGUAUCCACGUGUGGCGGCCCAUUGCCAUGUCCAUUACCACCGUACAGAUUCUACAAAUGGUAGGUGGCAUAUUUGUGGGGUUCUACGUACCGUGGUGGAAAUGUGGUAAGCCCCUUUCCUCCUUCGUCAUGGUCUGCACAAUUGCCAUGUACACAAGCUACUUCCUUCUCUUUUGUAACUACUUCAUCAGAGCUUAUAUUAUGAAGAGCAAGAAGAAAGCUGAGAAGAAGAAAGAGUAAACGGGAGUGAAGAGGGAAAAGUGAGGAUUGAUAAGAGAGAGAAACCAUUAAUUUGAACCUUUUUAAAUUUAAAGACCUUGUUGCUAUUCACCUUAUACAUUGUGUGUACUUUUGAAAGAAAUAGUUUCUUAGAAUUUGCACUUAUUAUUCCUGAAUUUCGGUGAUCAGUUUUUUGGGGAAGUAUUUUAUCAUAAUUUGUUAGAUACGAGAAGAAUUCAACGAAUGUAACUAUGUAAAUUGUUAAAUGUUUCCAAAGAUAUGUUCCCUGUUUGAUAGGGCUCGUACUAUAUUUAAGAGAUUU